CAGACAUGAGGACAGAUUAUGACACUCAAGACAUUAAUACUCUAUAUCAUAUUUUAAGCCCUAGCCAAAAUGGCUGCCAAACUGUAGGAGGUGUAUCGAAGAUUCAUGGUCUGGAAGAAAGUGCGCUCAAAAAUCUUUAAGCAUGGUGUUGUUGAAACUAAAGUUCCCCUUCCAAAAGAGGGUGCGUCUGGCUCAGGGUCUCUGGCUGCUUUCUUGGGUAGCUAUGCUCUCUGGAGCCAUCACCUUCGCCAUGGGAGUCUUCCUCAAAACUGAGCUACAUCGCAGAUCGGAGGUGAUGCACAGUAUGGACAUCCACAUUGUGCCAAAUCUGCUGAUGGCAGUGGGAUUAGCAUCAGUGGGCAUCAACAUCUUUGCUGGUAAAGUCUGCCAGGACUCACUGGACCCCUCGCGAUUCCCACGCUGGAAGAUGUUUCUUCCUCCGUUCUUUUGCGUCUCCAUCUUCUUCACUUCCUUGCUGCUGGUGGCCAUGAUUCUGAGCUAUGCCCUGCAACCCAGCCUGGAUGAGUCUCUGAAAAUUGGACUGAAGAAUGGCAUCCGUUUCUAUAAGGAUACAGACACACCAGGUCGUUGUUUCCAGAAGGAAACUAUUGAUCGCUUACAGAUGGAGUUUCACUGCUGUGGCAAUACUAACUACAGGGACUGGUUUGAGGUGCAGUGGAUCAGCAGCCGCUACCUGGACUUUACAUCCAAAGAAGUGAAAGAUCGUGUGAAGAGUAACGUGGAUGGCCGUUAUCUGGUGGAUGGGGUUCCAUUCAGCUGCUGUAACCCCGCCUCCCCUCGGCCCUGCAUCCAGUACAAUAUCCUGGACAAUUCUGCCCAUUACAAUUAUGAGUACCAGACCGAGGAACUGAACCUGUACAAUCGAGGCUGCCGCCAAGCUAUGGUCAACUACUACAUGGGUUUAAUGAGCACAAUUGGCCUUGGUGUUCUUUCGGUUUUCCUUCUCCAGAUGACUGUGCUGGUGAGUCUGCGCUAUCUGCAGACCUCAAUGGCGGGUGUGAUGGGACAGGAGAAUGUGGAGAUUGAGACAGAAGGAUACAUCCUGGAAAAGGGAAUCAAGGAGACAUUGUUGGAGAUGAAGGAGAAGGCGAUGAAGAUCCUCCAGUUCGCUCAAGUGGCCGAUGCAUCAGCUACGACCCCGUCAGCAGAUCCCGAGGCAGCAACUUCUGCCCCUCCAGCUAAAUGACCUGUAAAAGUGUAAUUGUUUAAAAGAAGUGCCCACGUGCAUGGGUUCUGACCUUUACAUCUGUCUUUGAUCAUUCAUUAUCUGUAAAGAGCAUAAAUAUUCAUAAUUAUAACGUUAUGUUGUUACUUCAACACAUUAUAUGAGAUUAUUUUCCCCCCAAAACACCCAAAUAUGACAAUUAUCCAAAAAGGUAGGGCAUUUAAGGAAAAGUCCCACAGAUCAUAAAAUUACUUUAUUGUACAAUAACAUAAUUGUACGCUACACCUACAUGUUGUUUGUAGUUUCUGCAGCUUUAUGCUUUGCUUAAAUAGACAAAUGUAGACAGCUGACAUUGUAUGCGACAAAUAAAGAUAAAGUUUUUAACUGA
Molecule: messenger RNA, 1574 nt
Organism: Misgurnus anguillicaudatus (oriental weatherfish)
Lineage: Eukaryota; Metazoa; Chordata; Actinopteri; Cypriniformes; Cobitidae
Gene: rom1b
Product: retinal outer segment membrane protein 1b
Biological process (GO): visual perception
Cellular component (GO): plasma membrane
Source: RefSeq, a predicted model, not a curated record